Messenger RNA from Malaya genurostris, 1120 nucleotides. Its product is annotated as deoxyribonuclease TATDN1. The transcript is spliced from 4 exons. The coding region runs from base 162 to 1091 and encodes 309 amino acids. Gene Ontology annotation, molecular function: 3'-5'-DNA exonuclease activity. NCBI's taxonomy places the organism in Eukaryota, Metazoa, Arthropoda, Insecta, Diptera, Culicidae. Gene Ontology annotation, cellular component: cytosol. The record is from RefSeq and is a predicted model, not a curated record.
UUAAAAAAGAACAUACGAAAGAAAAAUGUUCAAAACAUCUCAAGAUUAAAAAAGGCAGUCGAGUAAUGGUGACUUUAUUUAAUGUGAAUUUGUAUUUUUACUGAUUUCUGAAUUUCUUAUGGUACUUGACAAAAAACGGAUUAUCGUGUUGUUGCAGAUACAUGAAAUUUAUUUGUCAUUUGAUUAAACAAUUCACCAAUAUGCUAAAAAUCAUAGAUAUUGGAGCUAACUUGACUGACCCAAUGUUUCAGGGUAUCUAUGGUAAUUCAUCUAAACAUCAACCAGAUUUAGAUAUAGUUUUAACUCGUGGUUGGAAUGGAGGUUUGCAGAAAAUUAUCGUUACAUGUGGGAACGUUUCCGACUGCAGCUCUGCCGUUAAUAUCGUCAAUACAGAUGAUCGACUGUUUAUGACUGUUGGUUGUCAUCCAACAAGGUGCAAUGAGUUUGAUCCAGAUCCAGAAGGCUAUUUUCAAUCCCUGUGCAAACAAAUCGAUGAUAACCGAAGUAAGGUAGUUGCCAUCGGAGAGUGUGGAUUAGACUAUGAUCGAUUAAACUUUUGUGACAAAGAGAUUCAGAAAAAGUUUUUUGAACAACAGUUAAAUUUGGCUACAAAUUUUAAUCUUCCGCUCUUCCUACAUUGCCGAAAUGCUCAUAACGAUUUCAUUGAAAUUUUGGUACGAAAUUUGGACAAGCUACCUAAGCGAGGCGUUGUACAUACAUUUGAUGGAACUUUGGAAGACGCUCGAAAAUUGAUCGAGCUUGGAUUUUAUAUUGGCAUCAAUGGAUGUUCGCUAAAAACCCAAGAAAAUUUGAAAAUUGUAUCUGAUAUUCCAGACGAUAAAAUUAUGAUAGAAACCGAUUCCCCUUGGUGUGAAAUUCGACCUUCGCAUGCUGGUUCUAAGUUUGUGAAAACUAAGUUACCAUGUGUUAAGAAGAAAGAAAAGUGGGAAAAGAAUUCCUUAAUUGCGGGUCGGUGUGAACCUGUAAUGAUUAUACAAGUCUUAGAAGUGCUAUCAGGUGUAAAAAAACAAUCAGUAGAAAAUUUAGCUAAUAUAUAUUACAAUAAUACGUUGAACAUGUUCUUCAAUUAGCAAGAAAAAUACAAAUAUUUGCAGUUAUA